AUGAACGGAUACUACAGCAGUCUGACACAAACCGAGCUGAGCUGCUUACAGAAGCUGGUGAUCUACCGAGACCAUGACAUCAUUGGUGAGCUGAGGUCUCCUGGAAACCCAGAGAGUCGAGCAGCAGGUCAAUUAUCCAGAACAGCUCAGAAGAGACUGAUGAUCUUAACACUGAUAACAAGCUGCACUGAGCUCCAUCUCUCCACUAUUACAUUACAUCAACAAGACCGAAAGCGGAAACCGGAAAAGACCUCCGCAGCGGCUUCUGUGCCUGACUACAUUUCCCAUCAUCCCCAGCGCGUCGCCAGUAUGAGGAGGCAGAAGAUGGAAACCGUGAAAAAAUGGAACAAGGAUUUUAUUGCACUUAAUCAGCUGGAUACGAAAAUCCACUCCAAACAAAAUGGCAUGAUCGCCAAGAAUCUACUGAACACUCUCAAGAUCUGCAAUCAUUUACAGCUCCAGCCCAUUUCUCGUUCAGCAUGUGCAAUCGGCUCCUGUCCAGAUCUGAUGAUGAGUAGGAAUGAGCAGCGUGAGUUACGGCCAGCCCCCGUGGCUCUGACCCCACAGCUGCCCCCCAGAACCCACCGGCCGCUCUGCCUGUCAGUAUCCUCAGACAGCAAUGGCCGCUUCAAAGCUCUGGAGACACAGGAAUGGAAGAACAACCUCAAAGCUCAGAUGGAGCAGGCCCACAGCGCUGGUGCAGCCAGCAGCACGGGUUCUCUAGAGCGAGCCUCCCUUUUCUGUGCUUCUGGCUCCACCACUGCCUCCAGCUCAGGCCUCUCGAGUCCUGUGGAGCUUCUUGGCAAAAGCAAGUCCUCUAGCCGGUUCUCGCUCUUCUCGCCACCGUGGAACAGCAGCUCAGAGUCUGACUCAAACCCUCCGUCGCGCUCUGGCUCCAAGAAACUGCGGCGCAGAGCGGGACCAGGGGGUGUUAAGACUAGCCCGGAGACACCUGAACCCAAACCAAGCGGCCCAGAACACUUCCACUACUCCGAACCAGUAAUCUCCAAAGUGACUGACUACAUCUACAUUGGGAAUGUUAAUGCAGCCUAUAGUGGCCGCAUGCUUUGCCGGAACAACAUCGACAGCAUAAUCGACAUGAGCAGCCUGCCAGGCGAGACAUGCCUCAACUUGAUCCCUUGCACAUGCUCGAGAGGCACAAAGCACAGCUGGUCGCGUCUGAAAGUGCACAUGGAGGAGCCAGGAGAGCUGGGUGAGGAUGGAGCAGAGCUGCACCAGCGUUGCUUUGAUGCCAUCAAUGAGUGCAUCGAUGCCUCGGCAGGAAAGAGGAAGCGAGUGCUGGUUCACUGUCGCGAUGGCUUCUCACUCGCUCCUACAUGCGUCAUCCAGUACCUCAUGAUCAAGCACAACAUGAGGCUGAUCGCUGCGUAUGAGCUGCUCAGGGCCAAGCACCCGGUCAACAUCCGCGAGUGCCACCAGAAUGCUUUAGUAAGUCUGGAGAGGACACUUCGACCUGGAGGAAACACAGACCCUGAGUGCUUCAAACAGGCCAUCUCACGCAAGCUAGCUUGGACCUAAACAUACACCCCAUGCAUUUCUUUUCAGCCUCAUACUGAUUUAUCGGGUACACUUUUAUGACUGGCAGCUUUGAGCUAAUUACUGAUCCUAGUGAUUAGACACUGGCUAUUCAAAAAGAUUCAUUCAUUCGUUAAAAAAAACAAACAAAAAAAAAGCAAAACUUCUUCCAGACUAUAUCUGAGAUGGAAAAACUUCAGAUCAAGUACUGUAUAGCUGCUAAACAGGAGAGCCGGAGUAAAAAUGUGUCUGCUCAAGUGUUAAAAACAGACUCUGGUGCUGAAGACUUGUGUACAUGAGGGUUGCAGCCAUAGUAUUGCUAUAUUUUUCUUUCAGGGCAGCGUGACGGGAAAUCUCAGGAGACCCAGUGAUGUCAAAUCAUGUCUACUGGAUGGGGAGUGUAAAGCUUCUCUAAAAUUGACUACCUUUGAAUAGUGGAUUAGCAUCAGUCUAGUGCCAUGUUUCCCAACUCAAUCCUUAGGAACCUCCAGACUCUCCAACUUUAGGCUUUCUCUUAGCUAGCAACAAACAAACACAAACCAAGCAGAACACACAAUACCUGGCACAGCUGUGUUGGGAGAGAGCAGCAACGUGGACAGUCUGGGAGGUUUGGGAGACACUGAUCUAGCAUCAUGUCUUUAACUGAUGCUGUUGUAAAAAUGAACCAACGUUGAAUCUGGACCAUUUUGGUAAUCCAUGCAUUUUUCAGAGGCAGUGGACAUAAUUAAUUUUUGUAGGUAAGAAUUUUCCUCUAUGAGGAAUCUGGUCACAACAUGUUCCCAGUCAUGUGAUUAUCACCAUCCUUUCAAGUUUGAGUGCAAAAGUUUGCAUAACCUUAGCACAAAGUAUCUGAAGACAUUUAUACCAUGGCAUUUUAACAGUUUCUUUCAUUGUCACUAGUAACAAAAAAUACAGUGAUCUAAGAAAAUAAGAUAUUCAGAAAAGAAAAUAUUCUCCAAGAACUCAUUUACCUUUCUAACGUAUUUGCAAAUUUUGCAUUCCUGCCAUAAUAAAAAAUAUUAUUCAUGAUGAUAUUCCUGUCACUCCCUACCAUGCCAUGCAGGUUGCCAUGUUUUUUUUUAAAAUACCUCUGCACAGAUCAUAUUAAGAGGGUCUUCCUUUCGGUUCCCAAACUUUUUUGCAUGUAGAUACCGAUAUGAAAUAGUGGUACUUUUUCCACUAUUUAGAACAAUGCAAGAUGCAAACUGUUGCACUCAACUUGAGCUUUGUGCUUGGAAAGUGAGAUAUCUUGUGUCUGGUACCAACUAGUAUAUAUAUUUUUGGGGUUGUCACCAUUAGUAGUAUGGAUUUUGACUGACUUGUGAAGUACUGCGAAGCCGUUUUUUAUUGCACUAACUAGACGUUGUAAAGAAACUGCACAGGUGAAAUGUUUGAAACUGACAUGCCACUUCUUCAUUGCUCAGCACAGAUAGACUUUACUAUUUUUAGAUGAAUAUGAUGCAGAUGCUUCCUGUGUACUGAUUAUUAAUUGAUGCUAGAUUACUCUGUUGUGUUUUAAUUCACCGUGUAGGAGAUCUAAUCAUCCUCGUGUGUAGUAUUGCUUAUGCUUGUGUACAGUAAUUAUUCUAUUUUAAUAUUUUAGUGAGCAGUGUGCUGAGGUGGUGCGUUCCUGAGUUUUUGGUGCCUUUGAACUCGUCCUGCGUGAUUGUAUUGUGAGACUCACACUAUGUAUGCAGUUGUCAGGCACUGACAAUGUUUUUAUACUCUGGAAUAUUCUGUACAAUGGCUAAUCCUUGUCCUGCUGCCAGUUCCUGCAUUGUGGUGUGUGGCAGGACACAGCUCAGUUCAGUAAUGUGAAGGUUUUGUUGCAGUGGUCAUUCUGUGAGCAGUGCCAGUGUUUUCAACCCUUGUGGCGAUAACUAGUGCAUCUCUGUCUGACUGAUCGUAAAUCCUCUCCACUGCUAUGCUCCUCUCCUAAAAACAUUAUCCACAGUCUAAUCUAUAUAUAUAAAAAAAAUAUAUAUAUAUAUAUGGCCUAACUACAGUGCUUUCUUUUGCUGUAUAUUUCUAACAGUUUGACUUGAUCUCAGGUGAACUUAAAUUAUAAUGUUCUCUGUUUAAACUAGAAAACAGAACAAUGUUGCAAUGUAUUUUCUGUAUCAUGUUUUUAAAGUCUUAUGCAUUUGUAUAUGUAGAUAUUAAAGAAAACACUCAGUUCA
Messenger RNA from Hemibagrus wyckioides, 3716 nucleotides. RefSeq lists its product as uncharacterized. The coding region runs from base 1 to 1539 and encodes 512 amino acids. The transcript is spliced from 7 exons. Gene Ontology annotation, cellular component: cytoplasm. Gene Ontology annotation, biological process: protein dephosphorylation; negative regulation of MAPK cascade. Gene Ontology annotation, molecular function: MAP kinase tyrosine/serine/threonine phosphatase activity; protein tyrosine/threonine phosphatase activity. NCBI's taxonomy places the organism in Eukaryota, Metazoa, Chordata, Actinopteri, Siluriformes, Bagridae. The record is from RefSeq and is a predicted model, not a curated record.